Molecule: messenger RNA, 7926 nt
Organism: Mytilus trossulus (common blue mussel)
Lineage: Eukaryota; Metazoa; Mollusca; Bivalvia; Mytilida; Mytilidae
Product: DNA excision repair protein ERCC-6-like
Exons: 32
Coding region: 158-5935 (1925 amino acids)
Molecular function (GO): protein binding; DNA translocase activity; ATP-dependent chromatin remodeler activity
Source: RefSeq, a predicted model, not a curated record
UUAGAACACGUCACUUCCUGUUGGCGGAUUUUUCAAAAACGAAAAAUAGUAUCAGAAAUGUGAAUAUCAGUCUGGGCGCAAAUACUUUUGCUAAAACUUGUUUCAAUUAACCAGACAUAUUAAUCCAUAUACAUUCAACAUAAAAUCUAUAGAUAUAAUGGACCAGGAAGUACAAGAAACCGGGGAUGGUUUAUCAAGAGUAUCAAUAUCACAGGAAACUAAAGAAAUGACUGAAGAAGAACAGGAAAUAUUUACUGAGCUGAUCACAAAUGCUAAACAAUUAACAACAGAAAGGAAAAUAAAGGAGGCCUUAGAUUUAUACAGACAGGCACUUCAGAUGCAUUACCAUGAAAAAUUAGCCAAAAAGAUCGAAAAGAUGGAGGCAUACCUGAAAGAAACUGGUGAAGAUAGAGAUAGUGGUAACCAUGGAGACAGUUCUAGGUCCAGUUCUACAGACACUCCUGGUGAGAACCUGUCUGGAGAGGAUCAGGAUAUCUACAAUCAGAUGAUAUCUAGUGCUAGAAAUCUGGUGGAGCAAGGUAACAUCAAAGAAGCUUUAGACUUAAACAAGGAAGCUUUAAAGAUACAUCACAAUGAAAAACUGGCCAGGAAAAUUAAUAAAAUGGAGAUGUUUUUGAAGACCAGUAGUAAUCAAGGUACAGGAAAUGUUAAAAGUCAAGGUACACCAAAGGCAGACACUGGUCAAAAAGAGAGCAUUUCAGAUGACAAUAAUGAAAUAUUUGGCCAGCUUAUUCAAACAGCCAAACAAUACACAGAAAAGGGUAAAAUAAAAGAUGCAUUAGAACUUUAUAGAGAAGCUUUACAGAUAAAUCCUGGUCAUGACAAACUUGCUAAGAGAAUAGCCAAGAUAGAGGUAUAUUUAAAAGAGAGUGAGGAGCAACAGAAUCACAGAACUGAAGAAGAUGUCAAUGCAGCAAACACAGAAAUGAAAACAGAGUCAAUUGGAGGAACUCCUUCUAAAGAAAACAUUUCAGAAGAUAAUAAAGAAAUAUUUGACCAGCUAAUUCAGACUGCCAAGCUGUAUACAGACGAGGGCAAAAUAAAAGAUGCUUUAGAACUGUAUAGAGAAGCUUUGAAAAUAAACCCAGACCAUGACAAGCUGGCUAAGAAAAUAGCAAAGAUUGAAAUUUAUUUAAACGAAACAGAAGGAAAAAAGUUGUCAAGUGAACAAAAUGUUACUGAAGAACACAAACCAUCAACUGAACAAAAAUCCAAUGUUCUGUCAGAGACAUCUAAGAAAAAAUCAGUUUCACAAGAAGAUCAAGAGAGUUUCAAUCAACUUGUUCAAACAGCAAAACUAUACACGGAUGAAGGCAACUUAAAAGAUGCUUUAGAGUUAUAUAGGGAGGCCAUGAAAAUAUAUAGCAGUGAAAAGUUGGCAAAGAAAAUAGAAAAGAUUGAGGCUUAUAUCAAAGAAAAUCAUGAAAAUGAAGCAGAUGUAGAUAGCAGAGAACAUGAAUCAAAUGAAGACAUGAAACCAACUACCACAAAGACACCAGCAAAAUCACAAAAUAAUCAGAAUGACCAGGAGAAAUUUAAUAAGCUUGUAAUGGAGGCCAAACAGCUGAUUGGUGAUGGAAAAGUCAAAGCUGCUCUGGAUUUAAAUAGACAAGCUUUAACCAUCUGCCACAGUGAAAAAUUAGCAAAAAAAGUGGCCAAAAUGGAGCAAUACCUGAAAGAACAUGGCAAUGAAGAAGAAGGAAAUGAGGAAGAGAAUAAUGGAAUGGUGCAUGUUGGGAAUGGUUACUUCAUGUACAAAGAGUUGUUUGAAAAGUUGUAUGAUCAUCAGAAAGAGGCUGUCUUAUGGAUGUGGGGUUUACAUAAGAAACGAAAGGGAGGAAUUCUUGGUGAUGAUAUGGGACUUGGUAAGACUAUACAGGUUAUAUCAUUCCUGUCAGGAUUGUUUGAUAUGGACAAAGUCAAGUCAGUACUCAUUGUGAUGCCAGUCUCACUUAUAGUUAACUGGGAAAAAGAAUUCCAAAAAUGGGCACCAGGUAUUCGAGUGGAAGCUUACCAUGGUAGCAGUAAGAAGGAGAAGGAACGAGCUCUUGGAAAAGUACAAAGAAGGGGAGGGGUUCUCCUGACAUCUUAUGGACUAGUUGUCACUAGCUCAGAAGUUAUUGGAAAACAAGAUGGAAGAGAAUUUGUAUGGGACUAUGUUGCUCUUGAUGAAGGACAUAAAAUAAAGAAUCCAACAAAAACUACAAAAGGUGUCCAUGCAAUACCUGCCAGGAAUAGAAUUAUACUAACAGGAACACCUAUACAAAAUAAUCUAAAGGAACUUUGGGCAUUGUUUGACUUUGUACACCAAGGUGCAUUGUUAGGAACGGCCAGAACAUUUAAAAUGGAGUAUGAAAAUCCCAUUACAAGAGCCAGAGAAAGGGAUGCUACUGUUGGUGAGAGAAAAUUGGGUCAAGAAAUGGCAAUUAGUUUGAAGAAGAUUAUAGCUCCUUAUUUUUUACGGAGAACUAAGGCGGAAGUGACAGAUACCAAAGAUGGUGUAAAAGUAGAUAAAUCUGAAGAUGGCGUUGGGAAAAUGCCAUCUUUAACAAGAAAGAAUGAUUUGAUAUUAUGGGUAUUCCUUACUCAGACACAACAGAAAAUUUACCAUGAUUUCUUGUCAUUGGACACUGUAAAAGAGUUACUAAUGACAAAGAAAUCACCACUGGUGGCAUUAACUGUUCUGAAGAAAAUAACAGACCACCCCAGACUUCUAUCUACCAGGGCUGUAGCUCAGCUAGGACUAGAGGAUCAUGGUCUUGAUGAGGACCAGUUAGAAUCAGAGGAGGCGUACCUUAGCGCUGUCAAUCAAAUUAAAAACGUUGAUGAUCAGAUACUCAUUAAUGAGUCAGGGAAACUCAUAGUGCUGGUGGAGUUACUUGAUAAAUUAAAAGCAGAGGGGCAUAGAACAUUAGUAUUCUCUCAGUCAAGGAAGCUAUUAGAUAUCAUCUUUAAAGUUAUUUCUAAUAGGGGACACAUGGUAUUGAGACUAGAUGGGACAGUAACACAUUUGUCUGAGAGAGAUCAAAGAAUGCAGAAGUUUCAGACUGAUGACAGAUACUCUGUAUUUCUAUUGACAACACAAGUUGGAGGUGUUGGAUUGACCCUAACAGCAGCAGACAGGGUGGUUAUUUAUGAUCCAAGUUGGAACCCUGCUACUGAUGCACAAGCUGUAGACCGAGCCUUUAGGAUAGGACAGGAGAAGAAUGUGGUCAUCUACAGGUUGAUAACUUGUGGGACUGUGGAGGAGAAGAUCUAUAGGAGGCAGAUAUUCAAAGAUUCUAUCACCAGACAGACAACAGGAAACAGUACAAACCCAUACAGAUAUUUCACCAAACAAGAAUUAAAGGAGCUGUUUGAGCUAAAUAAUCCACGGGUAUCAUCAACACAACAACAGCUAGAAGAAAUGCAUAGUGGCUUCAGAAAGACAGACCAGUCAUUAGAUGCUCAUAUAGCCUAUCUAUACUCUCUAGAUAUAUUUGGUAUAUCUGACCAUGACCUUAUGUUUGGUAAGGUGAAGGACAAUGUGGAUGACAUUGAUGAGGACAAUCAAGAGGAAGUUCAAGGCAAUGACUAUAUUCAAGCCAGGGUUCAAAAAGCUCAGGAACUUUUAAAAAUGGAAUCUGAUCUGUCUCAGCCAAUGUCACAAUAUCCAUCAGAGGGCCAAUCAAACAGACCACCCAGAGUACAAGCUGAGUGGAAUAUGCCUACAGCCACAUCCCCAGUAACCUCUGUUCCAGAUGGAGGUCCAGACGAUGUUAUCGACCUAAAUGAUGAAGAUGAGGAUGGUGAUGAUUCUGAUACAGAAAUGGUUGAUCUGACAGAAUCACCACAGAAAAAGACUUCUCAAGAAGAAAGACAGAUAGUGCCACCUGUUGGUCAAAUCAAACAAGAAAUAACUCAGGACACAGAUGACGACUUACCUACUUUAAGUUCUAGAAACACAAAACCAGCAGAUUCAAACCUAAGAAUUAAAAUAGAACCAUCUGGUCCUACAGUAAAACAGGAACCAGAAAGUCCGGGAAUAAAAUCAGAAAAUACUCACACAGAGUUUAUCGAGGUAGAAAUUAAGUCAGAACCCAAAAGUGACUUACAACAAUCUGAACCUAUUUGUUUGGACUCUGAUGAAGAAACUCAAGAUAGUAAUGAAAAAAAUGAAAGUGUUUCAAAGGGAAAUGACAAAAUUGAAAUUCUAAUUGAAAAUAACCAAGAAAAUGGUUUACAAGAAAACAUUGAGAAUAUUAAUGUAAAUGUGGAAAAUGAAGAUGAUAUUCAGAAUUUAGAAACCAGUUUUUCAAAUAUUCAUUGUGAUGAUGAUGUCAUGAUGACAUCACCAUCGAAAACACCAAUGAAAAAGCAGCCUGUAGAAAUGAUGGUGGACUCUCCCAUGAAGGUGGAUACAAAUGAAAUAAAAAAUUUGUCUAUACACAAAUCACCUCUGAGAAGUAUUGAAAAUUUACAAUUGAAUUCUGAAGAGGAUAUGAAUACCUCUAUACAAAAAACACCCAUGAAAAGUAGGUUAAAUUUAGAUAUUGAAUCUGAGGAUGCAGAAAUGGCAUCUCCUGCACUGAAAUCUCCUGUGAAAACCAUGGAAAUUAUGGCUAAGGGGUUAGGAUCAGCUGUAAAAUUGUUUGGAAGCCAAAUUUCAAAUACUGUUUCAAGCUUUGUUAAUAUGGUGACUCCUGAAAAACAGAGAACACCUGUAAAAAAUAAAAGAAGGAGUGUAUGUGCCAGUCCAUGGUUGGCUAAAACACCUAAAGCAGGAAAAUCUAAUGUUGUAAAUGAAGAAUUGCUUAUCUCCCCUGAUGCUAAUCGGCCAUUGAUGUCUGUGGGUAGAAAGUUUAAUAUCCCUUUAACAUCACAAGCAUUAACUGAAGCUAGAAUGAACUCCACAAUAAUGUCCGCCUUUGUUGAAAUUCCUGCCCUGGACAAUAGAUCUGCAGAUAGUUCACAUAGUAGUAGUGGAUCUCACAGUGAAAACUUUGUUGAGGAGUCACCAUCACCAAAGGCAAAGAAACGACUACAUGGAGCCUUGGUUCAAGAUUCUCCUUUCAACAGCUGUGAUACCUCAAGGGCAGAUAACUCUGCUAGUAUUGUUGUUGAUUCUGAACAAAAUACGCCAGCUGUGAUCGGUAACAAGUCUGUGAUAAGUGACCUCGACAUUGACAGUACACCAAAACGUCUUUUAAACUCUUCACGAAAUACAGACUGUAUUGAUGAUUCAAUGAAUUACGAGUCAGAUAAAAGUGAAGAAUCACCUGAAAUUAAAUCAAGGGUUGAUGAAUCUGUAGAUUGUAAUUCAGAUGAAAAUGAGAACUCUAAUAAAAAAAGUGACAGUUCUCUUAAUGAUAGGUCUGAUAAUAGCAUAAAUGAAAGUCCUAUAGCAACUGUCAACAGGAAAAAGAGGAAAGCUGUCAUUGACAGUUCUGAUGAAGACGAUAGUGAGGAGGAAAAUGUAGAGGAAGAAGAGGAAGUUUCAGAAAAAGGCGGGAAAUAUGAAAAACCUUCAAGGUCAAGAAACAAUGUUGAGAGUGAUGACAGUGACAAUGAUUCUAUAAAUGGUGCUAAACAAAUUUCUAAAUCGACGAAAAAGAAUUUCGUUGAGGAUGAAAAUGAAUCAGAUGAUGAGGAGUAUGAUGAAGAUGACAGCUUCAUUGAUGAUGAUGGAGAUGAAAUGUCAGAUGAAGAAGUUUCUGAAAGUGAGGCAGAUGAAUCUGAUGAAGAAGAUUUUGACAGUCUUUCAGAAGAUCUUCAGACAAAGUUUAGCAGCUUUGUAAAGAAAGGAAGGUCAAUGUACAAGAAUGGUAAUUAUAAUGAGGCUCUAAUGAACAUUCUACAAGCUCUGGAAAUAUUCCCUCACAAGGAAGUUCAAGCUCUAGCUAUUAAGAUCAACAAGAAAAUCGAUGGAUCAUAAGUCAAUGUAAUCAGGAGAACAAUUGAUGUGCCAAAACAGAAAACUCAGACAGUAUGUUAGAUGUCCUGGAAUUGUCCUAGAUAUAUUUAUGAAAAUAACUGUGAAAGUAAAAAGACAUGAUAUAUUUAUAACUUUUCUUUGUUGGUACUACACAUCUUUUGAAAAGAUAAUUAUUUUGAGGAACUUCUGUAGAUAUUUUAUUGAUCAUUUGUUAGGUUAGAUUUAUGUUUUUUAUUGAAAUUUUUAUAACGAAAAUAACAGUUACUUUUCUAAUAUCAUGAGAAUAUUGUGUUCUACAAUGGCCACUUUUGGACCAUGGUUCCACAGUGCUAAAUUGUUCAACAUGGUGCUAUUUAUACAUUUUGUAACCUUUUUACUUUUUGUUCUGUGCCAUGUUUAACAUUAAAACAAAGCACAAGAGAAAAAUCUGAAAUAUCUUAUCCACAACAUACAUUUCAAGUCUUAUCAUUUACAGGAGAUAUAUUUUUUUUUUUCACAUAUGAAUAUUUGUUUUUUGUUUAUAUUUAACAAAUGGUCAUCUAUUUCUAUUUUGAAAAAGUCCAAAUUUAAACUGAUUUCACCAAUUAAGGUGGUACCUAACACUACAGGGAGAUAACUCUGUAAAGUCAGCUAAAAGUUUUAAUUACAUUGUGUUGUAAAAGGAAUAUUAAGCUUCUCAAUGAUCAAAAUUGGUGUUUGUCAAACAGUGUAAUUUUUCUGACAAAACGGUUGGUUCAAAAUUUUUGAAAUUUUUAUAUUUUUGUUAAAGGUUCAAAGUAAAUACUUUUACUAUAUUUUAUGAAAAUUAAACGAGCCAAAUUAAUUUUAGUGAAAGUGUUGGGUACCACCUUAAGUGGUCCAAGCAGAUGAUACAUACCUCUCAUAGGCUCUGAUACUUUUACACCAGAUAAGAUUAGAAAACAGAUAUUUAAAUGAGCUUUGUAAGAUGGAUAUCAACCUUAUCAAGUGAACAUAUACCUAUAUAUGUAUAAGAAUUUAUAGACAAAUUUUGGUCUGUUUUGUAUAGUUCUUAUAAAAACUUGAUUUUCAAACAAUUACUGAUUUGACGUUGGAAACUUUUUCAACCUUGAAAAAGGUUAUCACAUGUAUCAAAUAUUUGUAUAAGGUUGAUUUUUUUGCCCAACCUACGAUAGUAGAGGGGCACUAUGUUUUCCAGUCUGUGUGUCUGUUCGUCCAUCUAUCUGUUUCGUUCGUUCGUCUGUCCCACUUCAGGUUAAAGUUUUUGGUCGAGGUAGUUUUUGAUGAGGUUGAAGUCCAAUCAAUUUGAAACUAAGUAAACAUGUUCCCUAUGAUAUGAUCUUUCUAAUUUUGAUGCCAAAUUAGAGAUUUUAUCCCAUUUUCUAUGUUUUUAACAUAGAAAAUGAUAGUGCAAGUGGGGCAUAUUCUUGUUUAUCCUAAGAAGGGGUGUAAAAAUGUUGAUUGUGCACACAUUUUUAGAAUGAAACGCUUCCAAACUUCAUACAAAAUGUACUUUGGUCAUUGCUUUAACCCUCUAAUGAAUUUACAAAAAGAAGUAUUCAAUUCUUAUUGAAAUUUGAACAUGAAUAUAGUGGCCUGUAAUGUUAAAAUUUUAAAAUGAUCUUCUAAAAAGAAACUUUUUAUCACAUUUUCAGUUUUUUGUUGUUCUUGAAUUGACAUUAUUAUACUGUGGAUUCAUUUAUUUUCGUGGGCACCAAUUUUCAUGGAUAAGGGAAAACUUGCAUGUUCGUGGAUGUUGUGAUUUCAUGGUUUUGAUGCAGUCUACAUACAAGCCUAUAGUAAAUUUGUCAUUCGUGGAACAUUUAAUUUCAGGGUUCACCGGUAACUUCGAAAUCCACAAAAAAUUGGUAUCCAACGAAAAUUAAUGAAUCCACAGUAGAACACAUCUUUUUAUAUGUGUACAUUUUUGAUAGUUGACACUAAAGAUUACUGGUAAUUAUAAUGAUGAAUAUUCACAGUCAGUUGCUGUAAUGACAAUGAAUACAUAUCUU